GCACCUUCAUAUCCAGCGAGCAGGACACAGAGACAGACAGCAGCUACUCCACUCUCUAGUAAUCGAGUCUGCUGUGAUGGGGGAGAGGGAGUUGCUCAUCCUUCUGCUUGCAGGACUUUGUGUGCCUGCUUCCAACCAGAUCAGAAAAGUGUAUGUGGAAACUGUGAAGAGCUGGUCUGAAGCUCAGAGCUACUGUAGAGAGAAGCACACAGACCUGGCCACUGUGCGCAGCCAGGAAGAAGCAGAGCAGCUCUUAAAUAUUACAGGAGAUUCUCUCAAUGAUACUGCCUGGAUCGGGCUGUAUCGUGAUGACACACAGAACUGGCAGUGGUCUAACAGCGAUGAUGUCAUCUACACUAACUGGAAGGCAGAGCUCUUCUGUGCUUCAGUCAAGUCAAGUGAAGAGUGGGAGGAUAGAGUCUGCAAUGAGGGGAAAGCUUUCAUGUGCUACAAUGAUGGCUCCUCUGGUCAGUGUUUCUAUGGAAAUACUGAGAAGACAUGGCAGGAAGCUCAGAGCUACUGCAGAAGUCAAGGCAGAGACCUGCCCACCAUACAAGACCAGGCGAGAGUUAGUGAGAUUAUAAGUCUUAUAAAUUCAACGAGUAAGACAACUUUCUGGAUCGGGCUGUAUCGUGACAAACAGAACUGGCAGUGGUCCAAUGGAGAUGAUGUCAUCUACUAUCACUGGAGACCACCAAACCUCUUCUGUGCUUCAGUCAAUUCAAAGACAGAGUGGGAGGGCAGAGUCUGCAAUGAGAUAAACAAUUUCAUGUGCUACAGUGAGACCAGCAACAUCACUGAGAGAUACACCCUGAUUGAAGAACUGAAAACCUGGACUGAAGCUCAGCAGUACUGUAUAGAACACCACACCGACCUAGUCAGUAUAAAGAGUGACAGUGAAAAUGAAGACCUAGUGAAGAAAGCGCAGGGCAAGCCCUUCUGGAUAGGCCUGUUCAAUAACCCGUGGAAGUGGUCACACCAGGGGGAUAACUACACAUUUCACAACUGGAACACAGGGGAACCAAACAAUGUGGGAGGCAAUGAGAACUGUGUUGAGAUAGGUGUAAGGGAUGAUCCAUCCAGAGGGGAAUGGCAUGAUAAGGAUUGCAGCUUGAAGCUCCCUUUCUUCUGCUUUGACGGGAACAGAGAUGACCUGGACUGGAUGGCCCGACAAUGA
Acipenser ruthenus (sterlet) is the source of this 1177-nucleotide messenger RNA. RefSeq names its product macrophage mannose receptor 1-like. The transcript has 6 exons. The record is from RefSeq and is a predicted model, not a curated record. NCBI's taxonomy places the organism in Eukaryota, Metazoa, Chordata, Actinopteri, Acipenseriformes, Acipenseridae. The coding region runs from base 77 to 1177 and encodes 366 amino acids.